GCAGAGCUGAGACUGGCACGAGCGACUUCAAAAUCAUCAGUACUCAUCUUGCUGGAUCUGUCUGCUGCUUUUGACACCGUUAACCACCAGAUCCUCCUGUCAACACUCAAGUCGAAGGGCAUCUCGGGAACUGCACUCCAGUGGUUCAAGUCUUACCUCUCAGAUGAUCCGACGGUUGCUGGUCGUAUUGCAGGCUGCCUGACCGCCAUUUCUGCCUGGAUGAAGGACCACCACCUUCAACUCAACCUUGCAAAAACGGAACUGCUGGUGGUCGGUGCCGACCCAACACUUCAUCAUAACCUUUCAAUUCAACUUGGGUCGUCAACCAUUACUCCUUCCAGGACAGCCAGGAACCUUGGAGUGGUGAUGGAUGAUUGUUUAAGCUUCACAGAUCAUGUUGCUACAACGGCCCAGUCCUGCAGAUUUGCCUUGUACAACAUCAGGAAGAUUAGACCCUUCCUAUCGGAGCAUUCCACACAAAUUCUUGUCCAAGCUCUUGUUCUAUCCAGACUGGACUAUUGUAAUGCUCUUUUGGCUGGUCUUCCAGCAUGCACUGCCAAGCCUAUACAACUGUUCCAGAAUGCUGCAGCAAGACUGGUCUUCAACGAGCCGAAGAGAGCGCACGUCCCUCUUCUCUUCAUCAGUCUGCAUUGGCUGCCAGUAGCUGCUCGCAUCCAAUUCAAGGCUCUGAUGUUUGCCUACAGAACGACCGCUGGCUCUGCACCGUUAUACCUUAACUCGCUACUUCAGACUUAUGCGCCCUCCAGAAACUUGCAUUCUGCAAGUGAACGGCGGCUUGUGGUGCCAUCACAAAGGGGCACAAAAUCACUCUCACGAACCUUCUCCGGGUCUGUUCCUGGCUGGUGGAAUGACCUGCCACGCUCUAUCUGAGCAGCUGAGUCUCUAGCCAUUUUCAAAAAAAAUGCUAAAGAUGUAUCUUUUUCGUCAGCACUUGACCCAGUAAUAGUAGCACUUACCUUGAUUUCUAUUUUCAUUCCAUCUAUUUGUGUAUUUAUUAAAAAAAAAAAAAAAAAAAAAAAAAAAAAAAAUCCUUGCUAUGAGCACUUUACUGUCAUAACUGUGACUUCACACAGCACUUACAUACUGUUGUUCUCAUGUUGAUUUGAUUGAUUCUCCUGUUCUCAUUUGUAAGUCACUUUGGAUAAAAGCGUCUGCUAAAUGACUA
Messenger RNA from Megalobrama amblycephala (Wuchang bream), 1186 nucleotides. RefSeq lists its product as uncharacterized. The coding region runs from base 220 to 891 and encodes 223 amino acids. Lineage: Eukaryota; Metazoa; Chordata; Actinopteri; Cypriniformes; Xenocyprididae. The record is from RefSeq and is a predicted model, not a curated record. The transcript is spliced from 2 exons.